Molecule: messenger RNA, 2010 nt
Organism: Ictalurus furcatus (blue catfish)
Lineage: Eukaryota; Metazoa; Chordata; Actinopteri; Siluriformes; Ictaluridae
Gene: cdc40
Product: cell division cycle 40 homolog (S. cerevisiae)
Exons: 15
Coding region: 22-1755 (577 amino acids)
Biological process (GO): mRNA splicing, via spliceosome
Cellular component (GO): catalytic step 2 spliceosome
Molecular function (GO): protein binding; mRNA binding
Source: RefSeq, a predicted model, not a curated record
CCUUACACAACAACAUCGAAGAUGGCGGCUCUGGUCGGUUCCCUCGUUGCGUACGGCAGUGAUUCAGAUUCAGAAAAUGAGCUCGAAUCCAGCACAAAUAAAAAACAAGUUGAUCCAGAUGCAGUCGCACAUCUACAGCCUUUGAAAACUGGAAAAAUUAGAAGUUUGGCUCUUAAUUCAGCGCCUGAGGUCGCUGUAAAGGAGGAUGUUGAGACAGGAACACAUCUGGAUCCCUCCCUCAAGGAGGUCAACUACAAUCCUACCUACGACACCAUGUUUGCACCUGAGUUUGGACCUGUUAAUCCAUUUACAACUCGACAAAUGGCUGCACCGAGGAACAUGCUCUCAGGAUACGCUGAGCCUGACCAUGUCAAUGAUUUCAUGUUUGAACAGCAGCGGAGGACAUUUUCUACUUUCGGCUAUGCCUUGGACCCCUCCAUGGACAACAAUCAGCUCUCUUCAAUCAGUUAUAUAGGAGCAGUGGACGAGGCAGAGAAACACAAAGGGCAAACUGUUUUCGAGUCAGGCCCGAGAAAGACCGAGAAGAGGAGGAAGGUGAAAGGAGGAGACGCAUCGGCGAUCGAUGGCUUCCUGGGACCCUGGGCUAAAUAUCAGGAUGAAAAAGAUGUUGCUAAACCCACAGAGGAGGAGCAGAAGGAGUUGGAUGAAAUCACAGCAAAGAGGCAGAAGAAAGGCAAAAAUGAGGAAGAGGCUCCUGGAGAGGAGAAGACCAUUCUACAUGUUAAAGAUGCGUACGAUUACCAGGGCCGUUCUUACCUGCACAUUCCACAGGAUGUGGGUAUUAACCUUCGCUCAGCUGACACACCGGAGAAAUGCUAUCUACCCAAAAAGCAACUGCACGUCUGGACCGGACACACAAAGGGUGUCAGUGCUAUUCGGCUGUUUCCUGCGUCUGGCCACCUGCUGCUCUCCUGCUCUAUGGACUGUAAGAUUAAGUUAUGGGAGGUGUACAGUGACCGGAGAUGUUUACGGACAUUUAUUGGUCACAGUAAAGCAGUGCGUGAUAUCUGUUUCAACAACACCGGUACUCAAUUUCUCAGUGCUGCAUACGAUCGAUAUCUCAAACUGUGGGACACAGAGACCGGUCAGUGCAUCUCAAGGUUCACUAACAGAAAAGUGCCCUACUGCGUGAAGUUCAACCCAGAUGAAGACAAGCAAAACCUGUUUGUAGCCGGCAUGUCAGACAAGAAGAUUGUGCAGUGGGACAUUCGCUCCGGGGAAGUGGUUCAGGAGUAUGAUCGUCACCUGGGAGCCGUCAACACGAUCACGUUUGUGGACGAGAACCGCCGCUUCGUCAGUACAUCCGACGAUAAGAGUCUGCGUGUGUGGGAAUGGGAUAUUCCUGUGGAUUUCAAAUAUAUUGCCGAGCCCAGUAUGCAUUCAAUGCCUGCAGUGACACUGUCCCCUAACGGGAAGUGGCUGGCUUGUCAAUCCAUGGAUAAUCAGAUCCUAAUCUUUGGAGCUCAGAACCGAUUCAGGCUGAACAAGAAGAAGGUCUUCAAGGGUCACAUGGUGGCUGGAUAUGCUUGUCAGGUGGACUUCUCUCCAGAUAUGAGUUAUGUGGUGUCUGGCGAUGCGGAUGGGAAGCUGAACGUCUGGGACUGGAAGACCACCAAGCUUUACCACCGAAUUAAAGCACAUGACAAAGUGUGUAUCAGUGCUAUCUGGCAUCCACACGAGACCUCUAAGGUCAUCACCUGUGGCUGGGAUGGACAGAUCAAACUAUGGGACUAAGAUGAAGAAGACAGUGAGCGAGACGUGUGAGGAAGUAGCCGGGAAACUAAAUCUAAAUUUUUUUUGUCAGUUUUUUUGCCCAUCUGAUGUGAUCUUUAUUGUAUCCAUCAAUUUUAUGAUAAUUCCAGGUUUGUGAUUAUGGUUAUUGGAUUUGCUCUGAGUUUCGUGUCAGUUUUAUGGACUGGUAUCCAGCCCUGAUUUCUAGUUUGUUUGUUUAUUAUCUUUCCCUCCCGUUAAAGAAACUCUGGGCACUGA